UUCAUGUCAUUGGACUUAAUUUUUUCAUGUGGACUUUCGAUUCUUUGUGAGAGGGAGGGAAGGAAGAGAGGGACCAAGUAAAGGCUAGAGAGAGAGCUAGCAAAAGUCUGGAGCACAUGGGAUGGAUUUGUAUAUGAUGGAAAGUUCAGUUAAAGAGGGUUGGCUUAGACAACUGAUGAUUGAAAAUAGAGAGGUGUCUUCUUUGACCUCUGUAUCUCUCUCACACAAUAAAUAAUACUUGCUAUCCCAACCAAUUCUUCUAAAGAAACCAAAGCCACCAGCUCCACCACAAGCAUCCAGACCCAAUUUGAAACAACCUUGCUUGUUUAGAGAGAGAGAGAGAGAGAGAGAGAGAGAGAGAGAGAGAUGGGAAGAGCUCCUUGUUGUGACAAGGCAAGUGUAAAGAGAGGGCCAUGGUCACCUGAAGAAGAUGCAAAGCUAAAAGAGUAUAUAGAAAAGAAUGGAACUGGAGGGAAUUGGAUUACCCUCCCACAAAAAGCAGGCCUAAGAAGAUGUGGAAAAAGUUGCAGAUUGAGAUGGCUGAACUAUCUAAGACCAAAUAUUAAACAUGGGGAGUUCUCUGAUGUUGAAGAUAGAAUAAUCUGCAGCCUCUUUGCUAGCAUUGGAAGCAGAUGGUCAAUAAUAGCAGCUCAGUUACCAGGGAGGACUGACAAUGAUAUAAAGAAUUACUGGAACACCAAGCUCAAGAAGAAGCUCGUGGGGAUGCUCUCUUCCUCUCACACUUCAUCAUUAGCAUCCAAAUGCAGCAACAACAACAACAAUGCUUAUUACACCUCCACCAACCAAACCAACUCUUUUAUAGGCUAUGAAUUACCCAACAUUUCAACCCCAUCAUCAAAUCUUUUAAGCACCACGACUGCUUGCUCCUCGGCCCAAGAGGGCUAUGUGGGUCCCAUGCAUACUGUCCUCAUGUUUGGUGGUGGUGGUGAUCAAGCUAGUUGCAGUAAUUCUUCUGAUGGGAGUUACAACAAUCAGAUCAGCCAUGGGAGAGAAAUGGAGCAUGAUUAUUAUGGUGAGCAUAUGGGCUUUCACUUGCAGAGUUAUGCUUACAAUGGAGUUGAUCAUGAAAAUCAAAAUUUGAUGAUUUCUAGUAGUGGUGGAGGGGAUGGUAAUGGGUUUUCUGUGAAACCAAAUGGGUUUUUGUGUGGUGAAACUCCAUUAAUAGACUACUACAGUAGUCUUGAGGAGAUUAAGCAGCUAAUCACCACUAAUAAUAUCUGUAGUAAUAAUAAUAAUCUCAACUUCUUUGCUGAUGAAAACAAGACAGAUGAAAAAGUCCUGUAUUACUGAAAUGCUGGUGCUGACUGCCCAGUACUAUUAGAAGAUUUCAAGGGUAAGGAAGGACUUGGAUGGUUUCAAAGUUUCUGAUUUUUAAGAUCAAUUUGUGGUUUUUUCUUUUUCCUUUUAUUUUAUUUUACUUUAUUUUUGGGACAGUAAAUGCUAGAAGUUUCCUUUGUGCAUUUCUUUUUGGGGAAAUGAUGAUGUGUGUGCAGUUUUUGACUGCAGUACUCAGAAAUAAAUGUCAUGGAAACUAGAGAAGCAAUGUGGAGGGAUGUAGACCAGACAUGCGCUAUUUUUUUUUUUUUAAAAUACAUUUUUUAAUAUUUUUCUUUUAAUUUAUUGAUGUAAUACUUUUUUGAGUA
Molecule: messenger RNA, 1664 nt
Organism: Camellia sinensis
Lineage: Eukaryota; Viridiplantae; Streptophyta; Magnoliopsida; Ericales; Theaceae
Product: transcription factor MYB15
Source: RefSeq, a predicted model, not a curated record